Puntigrus tetrazona (Sumatra barb) is the source of this 2160-nucleotide messenger RNA. RefSeq lists its product as uncharacterized. The transcript is spliced from 5 exons. Lineage: Eukaryota; Metazoa; Chordata; Actinopteri; Cypriniformes; Cyprinidae. Bases 453 to 1130 code for a protein of 225 amino acids. The record is from RefSeq and is a predicted model, not a curated record.
AGAUUUGUUCCAGAGUUUAGGUGCUAGAUAGGAAAAGGAUCUGCACAGUCGAUUUUGAUAUUCUAGGUAUUAUCAUAUGGCAUCAGUGUUAUCUUAGAAUAAGAAUCAGAAUCCAAACAGUUCAUCACAGUAAUCCACAAGUAAACAACACCACUCAAGUCCAUCAACAUCUUAUGUUAUGUUAACAUCUUAUGAAAUGAAAAUUCAUGUUUGACAUUGUCAUUUUAAACUUCAAACUGGGAUCCAUUGUCCAGCAAGUGAUCUAGGCUGAUUUUUCCAUAUGUGUUUCAUGGGCUAUUUUGGGGUGAACUGUUCCUUUAAAUCUGUCAGGUAUGGUGUGAGCGUUACUUCCUUUCAGUGGUUGGUAGAGAAUAAUCCUCUUCUGGGUUUCAAAGCCAGUUACAUUUACAGCCUAAAAACAAUUUUGAAAGCAAACUGAUUUAAUCAUCUCAAUGUAUUUUAAUUGCGAAAAUGGCACAAAGAUCAUCCAACAUCUCAUCUGUCUAAUAAUAUGGAGUCAAGCUGUAGAGCCUUUAACAGAACUGACACAUUUGGGACGAAAUGUUUCCAUAAACUGCGAUCUUGAAGAAAAAGAGAUUUACUGGACGCUACUAAAACUACCAAAUCGUCCAGUUGUGAUAUUGCGGUUAUUUUCAACUUCACCAAAUCCUUUUUACUACCAUCCGAGAUUCAGAACCAAAUAUUCAGUGCAACUUAAACAUCAUCUGUUCAUAAAAAAUGUCACUACAGAUGAGUUAGGUGUUUAUUACUGCAUGACCACAGAAGCACCUCCAAAAUUCAGCAACGGCACCAGACUUUACAUUACUGAAUCGACUAAACUACCUGAGUGUCAGAAUCACACUGUGGUGAGGUAUAUCGAGCAGAAUCAUACAGUGGUGAAUCGUGCGGACCAGAUUCAGAGACCGUGGGUGAUUGCUAUCAUCGUAUCUGGUCUGAUGCAUGGUGUUCUGGUCUUUGUGGUGGUCGGUUAUGUAUGUUGCUACUCUAGAGAAGAAGCAGAUUCAGAGCGCACUGUCCGCAAACAACUUACAGGGCCAAAGGCAAUGAACAAAAACCACAACACUUACAGGAAGUCAGACUUAAAACUAACCACAUGUUGGCCAUUUUGAAUGCCAAGAGACGGCCAAAAUGCUACAGUAAGUACAUGCUACAGGCCCAGUGAAUGGUUGGCCAUUAGGAGGCAUCGUGUUAAAAUGCAAAUUUAUUUAUAUGUACAGGCUAGAAAUGAAAAAAGAAAAAGAAACUUGUCAGCCAAACAUAUAACACCGUUAUAUUAUUAAAAUGCGUAAAUGGGGUCAUAUGAUGUGCUAAAAAGAACAUUAAUUAGUGUAUUUGGUGUAAUGUGUUAUGAAGGGGUCUGAGGUGGGCUGAUCCAUAACCAUUUUUAUUGAAAGACGUGGUCAUAAAGCGUUUUCAGUCCCAAAAAAUGCUGUUGUCAUCUAAACUGUUACGUGCCGUGUGUGUCUGGUUGUUUGUGUGGUCUUUUUGUUUGUUUUCCCCGAGAGCUGUCUCUCUUCCGCCCCCUAUCUUUCGUUCUCUCAGGUACGCGCUUGCUGAUUGGAGGAUGCGGCUGUCCAUCAUCGUUCCGGAGUCGCCGGUGCAGCCAACCCGACGUCUUCCAGCAGUUUAAAAAGAGCGCUGCUUGUUAAGUUCGGUAGCUCAGAGCUUGUAGCUCAGUGCUCAUUGUUCAGUACACGCAGGUGUUUCGUGACACAGUUGAUUCGUUUCAGUUUUCUGGUGUGUACUAAUGUCUAACUCAUUCGGUUCCAGCAUCUUGGUUGACAUUGUUGCCUAAGAAUUAUCUGUCCUUUCUCUUGGGUAAAAGAGAACAGGGUUAGGUCGUACGACACACAUUUUGCACGUAGUUAUUUCAUGUUAGACACACCAGGUAAGGAGUGAGCGCCUUUUUGUACUUUUGUUUUUUCGUCCUAGUGAGAGUAGGUUAGUUACGGCGCCGCACGCGCUGAAGAUUUCGGUUUGUUUUUCACAUUUUUCUUUGGUUAGCUUACAGGGAUAUUGGGCUACUUAGUUUGGGGUUUUGUUAUAUUUAUUUCUUUACUUUGGCGCCUCUCUUAGUUCUUUUUUUUUCCCCUUCACACUUUGUAAAUAUUUCACACUCUUUGUCAGUAGAGUAUAAUA